CCGUGUGGAGUAUUACGUCAACGAGAACACGUUCAAGGAGCGCCUGCAGCUAUACUUCAUCAAGAAUCAACGGUCGAGCCUGCGCAUCAGGAUCGCAAACCUGGUGUUCAAGCUGCUCACGUGUAUGCUGUACAUCGUCAGGGUUAUCACCGACAACGACCCGACGCACGCAUCAUGUUACGGCUGUCCACCGGGCAACAACUCCGAGUACAUGCGGUCGAGCAACCUGACCGACGAGGAGUUCCAGGAGAACCCGGUCAUCAACUGGGACGCCAUCCUCUGGGUGAACCGGUCGCUGCUCAUGUGGAUCGUGCAGGUCAUCCUGGCCAUCAUCAGCCUCACAGAGGCCCUGCUCCUCGCCUACCUCGGUUACAAGGGAAAUAUCUGGCAGCAGCUGCUGUCCUUCCACUUCAUCCUCGAACUCGUCAACACGAUACCCUUCACGCUGACGCUCCUGUGGCCACCACUGCGCAACCUGUUCAUCCCGGUAUUCCUCAACUGCUGGCUGGCCAAGCACUCCCUCGAGAAUAUGUUCAACGACCUGCACCGGGCGAUGCAGAAGUCGCAGUCUGCGCUGUCGCAGCAGCUGAUGAUCCUGUCGGCGACGCUGCUGUGCCUCGUCUUUACCAGUGUGUGCGGGAUCCAGCACUUCCAGCGCGCCGGCCACCGACACCUCAACCUGUUCCAGUCGACGUACUACGUGGUCGUUACGUUCUCCACGGUCGGCUACGGAGACAUCGUACCCGACAUUUGGCCCUCGCAGCUCUACAUGGUCAUCAUGAUAUGUGUCGCACUCAUAGUGCUGCCCACACAGUUCGAGCAGCUGGCGUUCACCUGGAUGGAGCGCCAGAAGCUAGGCGGCUCCUACUCCUCGCACCGGGCGCAGUCGGAGAAGCACGUGGUCGUCUGCAGCACCACGCUGCACGCAGACACCAUCAUGGACUUCCUCAACGAGUUCUACGCCCACCCACUGCUGCAGGACUAUUACGUGGUGCUGCUGUCGCCGAUGGAACUGGACACGACGAUGCGCAUGAUCCUGCAGGUGCCCAUCUGGGCGCAGCGCGUCAUCUACAUCCAGGGGUCGUGCCUCAAGGACAGCGACCUGGCCAGGGCGCGCAUGAACGAGGCCGAGGCGUGCUUCGUGCUCGCCGCCAGGAACUACGCCGACAAGACGGCCGCGGACGAGCACACGAUCCUGCGCUCAUGGGCCGUCAAGGACUUCGCGCCGAGCGUGCCGCAGUACGUGCAGAUCUUCCGGCCGGAGAACAAGCUGCACGUCAAGUUCGCCGAGCACGUGGUCUGUGAGGACGAGUUCAAGUACGCGCUGCUGGCCAACAACUGCACCUGCCCGGGCGCCUCCACGCUCGUCACUUUGCUGCUGCACACCUCCAGAGGACAGGAGGGCCAGACUUCCCAAGAAGAAUGGCAUCGACUGUAUGGAAAAUGCUCUGGAAACGAAAUAUAUCAUAUUGUGCUGGGAGACAGCAGGUUUUUUGGAGAGUAUGAAGGGAAGAGCUUCACGUAUGCCAGCUUCCAUUCCCACAGAAAAUAUGGAGUAGCACUUGUUGGUGUGCGACCAGCAGAAUUACCUGAAUUUUAUGAGGAUACAAUAUUACUUAAUCCUGGCCCAAGACAUAUAAUGAAGAAGAGUGACACAUGUUACUACAUGAGCAUUUCAAAGGAAGAGAAUUCUGCCUUUAUUCUUGGGAACCAGCAGAAUCAGCUGUGUGCAGAAAGUGGAACUACAGCAACAGAUGACAAGGAUCACAGUAAGGAGACUGGUGAUGGGCAUAACACUAAAACUGAUGGUACCAAACUCCAACUCCAGAUUCCAAACUCCAUCCACGUCACUACAUCUUCUGAUAGCUGUGGAAAUUCAGAAUCAAAGCAAGGUCAGAAAGAGAAUAAUCCAUCCACCUUAACACCAGAUGUAGCAGUUACAGGAAAUCAUCUUGAUGUACCUCGACCUGGAGACAAUCCAAAUCUUUUAAGUCCAGAGAUUCUGAACCAAAGGAGAGGUAGCCGCCGUCCAAGUAUAUUGCCAGUUCCUGACAUGUUCACUAGUUCCUCUCUCAACAUUGCUGUAGAACCACAGGAUGAUGCAGGUGAUGAAAGUGAUGAUGAGUUAGAUGACGAUGUCCCAUGGAGAUCGCCAAGUGAAAAAAUUGCUUCUGGGACUACAGAUGGCUGUAUGACUAAGUCUUCUUGGCUUGGAGAAACUUGUCGCAUUGUGAAAGGCUUUCCACCUGUGUCUCCUUACAUAGGAGUAAGUCCAACACUGUGCUACCUCCUGAAGGAAAAGAAGCCUCUCUGUUGUCUCCAGCUUGCUAAGGUCUGUGAACACUGCAGCUAUAGAAAUGCCAAAGAGUAUAACUGGCAAAAUAAGACAAUAAUAUUAGCUGCUGAUUAUGCAUCCAAUGGAAUUUACAAUUUUAUAAUUCCUCUUCGAGCUCACUUUCGUUCCAAAACUUCACUGAACCCCAUCAUUUUACUGCUGGAACGAAGACCAGAUAUUGCCUUCCUUGACUCGAUAUCUUAUUUUCCUCUAGUAUAUUGGAUGCUUGGUUCCAUUGAUUGCCUUGAUGAUCUUCUGCGUGCUGGAAUUACAUUAGCAGAGAAUGUUGUUGUUGUAAAUAAAGAGAUGUCAAAUUCAGCAGAAGAAGACACUCUUGCAGACUGCAAUACCAUUGUAGCAGUCCAAACAAUGUUCAAAUUUUUUCCUAGCAUCAAAAGUAUCACCGAGCUUUCCCAAUCUUCAAACAUGAGGUUCAUGCAGUUUCGGGCCCAUGAUAAAUAUGCCCUUCAUCUCUCCAAAAUGGAAAAGCGAGAGAAGGAACGAGGAUCACACAUCUCCUAUAUGUUUAGGCUUCCAUUUGCUGCUGGUAGUGUAUUCAGUGCUAGUAUGUUGGAUACACUCUUGUAUCAAGCGUUCGUUAAAGAUUACGUUAUCACAUUUGUCAGACUUCUUCUUGGAAUUGAUCAAGCUCCAGGAUCUGGAUUUUUGACAUCUAUGAAAAUUACAAAAGAUGACAUGUGGAUCAGAACAUAUGGAAGACUGUAUCAGAAAUUAUGUUCAACAACGUGUGAGAUACCAAUUGGUAUCUAUCGUACACAGGAUACCUCACUUGCUGAUUCGUCCCACUGUUCCAUAAAUUUAGUGGAUGAAGCUCGAGAUAACCACACACAAAUGAUUGAACGUGCUGAAAUUGCAAAUUUGGUUCGCUCCAGAAUGGAAAGCCUAAAUCUGCCCAGUAUAGAUUAUGAUGAUGUCAGUGAGAAAAGGAGUAACUUGUCUUAUGUAAUUAUCAACCCAAGCUGUGAUCUCAAACUUGAAGAAGGAGAUAUUAUAUACAUAGUACGACCCAGCCCUUUCUCAGCACAGAAGACAUUUGAACGUCACAACAGCCGCCGGAAGUCAAAUAUUAGUUUCUGCUCUCAACAACUGGUACAACAGAUGGCAAAUUCUGCAGCUGGUAGUCGGCGCGGCUCCACUAUUGGAUUGUCUGGCUAUACACCAACUCCAAGACCCCCUCCACUUGUAACAACAAAAGCAAACUCCCUUUCCCUUCCAGAUAGUCCUACAGUUGCUGGAUGUGCCGCAAGUCCCAGUCCUGCAGGAUGCUACAGAGCACGAUCCAACUCCUUACGUGUUGCUGACGAUAUACUCUUGCGUCGUUCAAACUCCCUGCGUCAGGGAUUGGCACCCUCUGGUCCCACAAGACGAAAAAGCAGCCUAGAAGACCUAGGUUUCUCCUAUGCUUCCAACCAUAGCAACCCCAUUAAGAUAGCAUUGAAUGGAAGCAUUGGUCUAGAGGUGACACCACCAGAAGAAGGAAGCUCACAGAGUGAAAACAGCUGUAGUAACCUUCUCAGUACUGUAGCAACUGGUCUUUCUGUUGGUGGUAGCCCUGCAGGUGGCAGUGGGAGUGUUGGCAUCAGUGUCAGUUGUAACAGUGGCAUAUGUACCAAUACAGGUGCGAGAAGUAGUGGAGGAUGUUCAGGAACUGUAAAUAGUCAAGGACUGGGUAUUUGUGCACAGACUCCAAGUUCACUUGAUGUGUCAAGCCUUGUCAGCUGCAGUGUAGACAGCUGUCAGCCUCCUCCGUCUCCCGGCCCAUGUGCCAGCCCAACCCCUCUGGCUGAUCCCCAACACCUACAAGGUACACUUGUAUGAUAUCACCUUAUGUGGGGGAGGAGACUAAGCAGUGUAGUCCGGAACAAGUGGCUGUAAACUGAUUGCUCCUCAGCCCCACAGUGAUAAAUUCUGAAUAAGAAAAGUAUAACAGCUGAAUCUACUUCAGUACCUUGAAAACUAUAUUGAACUGUAAGAGUCUAUGUGCAAAAUGAGUGAAAUGGUACUGUUAGUACUUAGCUGUUGACAAAUAACAACUUUCUAGUACAACUUAGUACAUAAAAUUAAAUAGGUGCUACUUUGAGAUAUUUUUAAUUUACUGAUAAGUGAAGAAGAAAUGAGUCAUUUUAAAACAACAUAUGUUGUUUACAGAUAACUACAGAAAUUAGGGCAUGUUUUGCUUCCUCGAUAUCUGUCUACUUACUCUUGUUGCACAUAUUGCCUCUUCAACAGACAGAGACUGUUGAUAUAAGCUAAGAAAAAUAUCAGAUGGGCUAAGUAGAAAAGGAAUGAUUCUUCACCAGCCCAUCAUUUCUAUUUUUCUCGAUUAUCAUUCUCUUGGCUGAUAUAUUCUCCGGUGUGGCACCGAAUGAGUUGGAAAUGGGAACAAAUAGUGUGUAGCUGUAAGUUAUCUUGAAGACUUUUUAGAAACUGAAAACUAUUUGGUGUGCUGCAUAGCAACAUCAUUGCCUUGUAAAUAUCAUCUAUUACAUACCAUAUGUAUAGUGUACAGUGAUAUAAAUAAGAGUGUGCAUUUAAAUGAAAUAUAUAAGAAGUUUGUAUAUUUUGUUUACUCUGUAGCAGAAAUAAUUCUGAAGCUUAAGACUGAAGUUGUAACUAUUAAAAAUAUAAAUUUAUAAUGAAAUAUACUCUCAAAUAGCAUAUUAUUUAGAGAAAGAGCAACUGUUUUAUCAAAUAAUUCUUAGUUUUCUUAAAAUUACUUCUAA
Messenger RNA from Schistocerca piceifrons (Central American locust), 5079 nucleotides. It is a transcript of the gene SLO2, whose product is annotated as potassium channel subfamily T member 2. Lineage: Eukaryota; Metazoa; Arthropoda; Insecta; Orthoptera; Acrididae. Gene Ontology annotation, molecular function: intracellular sodium-activated potassium channel activity. Gene Ontology annotation, biological process: potassium ion transport. The transcript is spliced from 23 exons. Gene Ontology annotation, cellular component: membrane. Bases 125 to 4174 code for a protein of 1349 amino acids. The record is from RefSeq and is a predicted model, not a curated record.